UACAAUUAGAAAGAUAUUACACAGACUGCUACCAGAAGUGUAAACUUGAAGCGGCGCACUAAUAGACCUACUUGACGUGGCUCGCGAAGUGUCGGCAAAAAUAUCAGGAGUUGGCAAAUUUCUUUCAGUUUUCAAUAAAUUGACACGAAGAUGGUGCUGCUUGCGGCAGCUGUUUGUAACAAAGGCGGGAAAGCCAUAAUUUCCCGUCAGUUUGUUGAAAUGAACAGAUCAAGAAUUGAAGGUCUGUUGGCUGCUUUUCCCAAGCUGAUGAACACUGGUAAACAGCACACAUUUGUGGAAACAGAGAGUGUUCGCUAUGUUUACCAGCCUCUAGAAAAACUAUACAUGCUUCUCAUAACCACAAAAGCCAGCAAUAUCCUGGAAGAUCUGGAAACACUGAGACUGUUUGCUAGAGUGAUACCAGAAUAUUGCAGAAACUUGGAGGAAUCAGACAUAGUGGAUCAGGCUUUCCAGUUAAUAUUUGCCUUUGAUGAAAUAGUGGCAUUAGGGUACAGAGAAAAUGUGAACUUGGCACAGAUCAGAACAUUCACUGAAAUGGACUCACAUGAGGAGAAGGUGUUCCUUGCUGUCAGACAGACACAAGAAAAAGAAGCGAAGGACCAGAUGAAAAAACGGGCAAGGGAAUUACAAAGACAGAGACAAGAAGCGGAGAAAAGUGGGCGGGCCCCGUCUGGGUUUGGUGGUGGUGGGUUUGGCAGCUCCUCGUUUAAUAGAGGUGAUACAACAACUGUCAUUGAUACCACUCCUGUAGAACCUACAAAAUCAUCAUACCAAGCACCAAGUCGACCAUCAGGUAAAGGGAAGGCAAUGGACUUGAGAAGCAAAAAGAAAGAUGUUGAUUCAUUUGUAGGACAGCUCAUGUCAGAAGGAGAAAAGGUAACCAGUGUAUCAUCUAGUACAAAUAAAGCUUUAGCAAAAGUUGCAACUCCUGCAAUCAACCAGGAAGGUAUUCAUAUACGGAUAGAGGAAGAUAUCUCAGUAACAGCAGGUAGAGAUGGAGGCUUACAGAGUUUGGAGUUACAUGGCAUUGUGAAACUGAAAAUAAAUGAUGAGAAGAUGGCUAGAGCUUUAAUAACUGUUGUAAAUGAGGACAAAAAAGGAAUUCAAAUGCAGACACAUCCAAACAUAGACAAGAAAUUGUUUGCGUCUCAAUCAGUGCUAGGACUGAAGAAUCAGGAUAAACCAUUCCCUGUUGGACAAGAUAUAGGAGUGCUCAAGUGGAGAUUUAGUACACAAGAUGAAUCAUACAUGCCAUUGUCAAUAAAUUGCUGGCCCAAUGAGAGUGGCAAUGGAUGUGACGUGAACAUAGAAUAUGAACUUGAACAACCAAAUCUUGAACUAAAUGAUGUCCUUAUUUCUAUACCUAUACCAUCUGGAGUCGGUGCCCCGGUUGUAGGGGAUUGUGAUGGAGAGUAUAACUAUGACAGUCGGAAGAAUGUAUUACUGUGGAAUUUAACCGUCAUAGAUUCAUCAAACAAAACAGGCAGCAUGGAGUUCAGUGUAGGAGGGCAUCCAGAUGAUUUCUUCCCAGUCAGUGUUUCAUUCGUUUCAAAGAAAUCAUACUGUGAUAUUCAGAUUACAGACAUAAAACUAUUGGAAGAUGAUUCUCCAGCAAAAUAUUCAUCAGAAGUCUGCUUUUAUGUUGACAAAUAUGAAAUAGUGUAACACGAAACAAACUCUCAAAAACAUUAUUUAUUGAAAAAUAAACAACAAGAAAUUGUUUAACAGUGACGUAUAAGUGGAAUGGGGGGAAAAUAUAUUGAACAUUUCAGGUGUUCAAGUAAAAUUUAUGCAUAGAAGGAACCUCAUUUCUGUUGUCGGGUUUAAAAAGUAUGUGCAAACACUUUCGUGUUUAUAUUUAAGUCUUUACUUCACAGUCAUCCUGUGAAUUGCUAAAAGAUAUGAUAGGUGUUCAAAAUAAAUUUGCGCUGAAUUCAAUUCAGUCAUGUUUUAGACUGGCAAAAAGUGCAAACUGGUCGAAAGCCAGAAUAAUUGUAAAUGAAAAUAAAAAGACGCAGCUUCUUGAUAUUUGGAUGUUUACAAAUUAUGUUUCAAAAUAUUGUAUGUAUAUGAAACAUUGAUGUCUGUUUGUUGGUUAAUUCAGAGUAUAUAUUUAAAAACGUCUAUUCAUUUAUAUGCUAUCAUUGGAGACAUUUUUACAGAACUACAUAUUUGUUGAAUGUAGGCAUCUGCAAUUUGGCAGGUCCUUAUAAAACAUUAUGCGCUGUUCGGACCAUUGGUCAUGUAUGUGAUUUGUUUACAAUAUGUAUUUAUUCUCCAUCAUGUGAGAUUAUUCUUGCUUUUUGCGUAGAAUAAUGCUGAUGUGUUAUCUAGAUCACAUGUUCAUUCAUAUUAUUUUUGUAUACUUACAAGCUCCUGUUUUAAGUUAAGAUGUAGAACCUGAAUUUCCUGAAUGAGAACGGUGGCAAUAGAUUCUCACUAGCAUUUAAGGGUAUCAUGUUAAUGAUUUCCACGGUUUCAUUUUUAAGAAGUUCAUACACAUUCUUCAUUUUCUGGUAAAACAGUUCAUUUACACCCUCAUGUCAUUGACUUUUGUUGUAACUAUAACAUUCAAAACGAGCUGUAGGUUGUAAUUAACAGUGAAUUUUAUGUUCUUUCAUAAAUAUUUCCUACUUUGUAAAAUCUUGGGUAAGAAAAAAGGUUUGUUUACAUGUAAGUAUAUAAAAUGAAUCAUCGUUAUUGUGAGAGGAUGCCAUGAAGUUUAUAAGGAAUUUCGGAUAAAGAGUUGAAAUUAAAAUGUGGAUAAAAUUUCACAUGUCAAAAUGUUUCUGAGUUUUGUCCCUUGCUCUUACAGUACAUACUAUGAAAUCCCUAAUAUGUAUGGGGAACUUUUGAUUUUCGUGGUGAAUUAAAUCCUAACAAACAAGUAAAACUCCUAUUUAUUUUAUGCUGACCGGUUUAACUCCGGACCUUAAAUUUAAAAAAUCCCGCAAAAUAAAUUUAGCCAAAAUCCUGAAAUUUCAUGUCCGCAGAAUCAAAUGAUUUCACAUUGACAAAGCUGUUUUUAUUGGCCUUGUUAAAGUGAACCAUAGUAGCAGCAUUGUUAGCUGAUGUCAUAUGUAGUUCUGCUCCAGUUCCUUAGUAGGGAGGUGGAAAAGUUUUGAAAUUUCCAAUGAUACAUCCUAGUGUCAUAAGUUAUGUAAUAAUUAUUUCUCAACAUACUGCUAUGUGUGUAAUUUAAUGUGUGAGGAUACAAUAAAUAGAAACAGAAUAUAUGUAACUGUAGGAGAAAAGAGUAAAAAUAAUUGCAUCAGCUUUAAUUUACCUUUGAAAUAGUAGAGAAACUCUUCAUAUUGUAUACUUUGGUAUAAUUUAAAACUGUGGUUUCAUUUUGGCUUGUGUACUAUGUCCUAAGAUUGCCAAAGCACUUUUAAGGUGUUAGAAUUUUUUGAGAAGUAUUUGCUGGUAAAACAGAAACUAAGACUUGCUUUAACUUUCCUCUAAAAAUGGAGGUGUGGUUCAUCUUGACACAUGAUGAUUAUAAAUCUGAAUGAGUACAAAAAUCCUGAAGAAGGGGAUUGUGAAUUCAGUAAGAUGAUCAUGGCAUUUACAGUAUUCAAAAAUUGUGUAUUCUUGCAUUCAUCUUCAUUAGAUAACAGUAUACAGUUAAACCUGUGUUAAAGACCACCUCUGAACAGAGAUCACCGGCCUCGUAAUGUUUUGUUUCCCGUUUCAACAUUUUCAGUGUAUUUUAACCUGUGAAUAAAGACCACCUCCCAAUAAAGACCACAUUUUGGCUCUCCAAAGGGUGGUCUUUAUAGACAGGUUUGACUGUAGUUUUUGUCUUGUAAGGUUGCCAUGUGCAGAAAUGAAUCUGUAUUAGGCAAUUCAGUUUGAACUAAGAAAAACAAAAAUGAACAUGUAUAUGACUAUGUGGUUUUCAUUUCUAAAGACAUUAUUCUGUGUUUAGAAUACAUGUUUUGGCAUUGAAAGAGGGUGAUGAAAAAUUGUGCUCUAUUGAUAUACAUGAUUAUAUUGAUAUUUAAAUGAUAUGUACAUAAUAGAAAUAAAAUAUUGUACAGAUCUG
Molecule: messenger RNA, 4069 nt
Organism: Mercenaria mercenaria
Lineage: Eukaryota; Metazoa; Mollusca; Bivalvia; Venerida; Veneridae
Product: coatomer subunit delta-like
Exons: 12
Coding region: 151-1686 (511 amino acids)
Biological process (GO): retrograde vesicle-mediated transport, Golgi to endoplasmic reticulum; Golgi localization; endoplasmic reticulum to Golgi vesicle-mediated transport
Cellular component (GO): cytosol; COPI vesicle coat
Source: RefSeq, a predicted model, not a curated record